AUGGCGUCCCUUCUUACGGACCCGCUGCUGGAAAUCUGUAGCCGAGGACCUCCUCCCAAUAAGAACUUCUACUAUUUAACUGUCACCAAGUCCGAUGUGAAAUGGAGAUGGUGGACGAUAUCUCUGCGAGCUGUGGACAGGAACGCCAAGCCAGGGGAGCUGAAGGAGUCUCACCAGCAGUUCCUGGACAACACCUGGCUGCAGAGUGAGGUCUGUAUGGUUUUCGGCCGUCCAAUCCUUCAGUACACCAAGGCUUUGUGCCAAGGCCAUUUUGAUUAUCUGGACAAGCUGCCCGACUCCUUGCUUCUGCGGAUAAUAAAUUAUCUUGAACUAGAGGAUGUGGGUCAGCUUGCACGAACUUCACAUAGGUUCAAGAAGCUCUGUGGGUCGGAGGAGUUUUGGGAGCAGGCGGUGCGGCGGCGCUGCAACACGGUUCCAGUUGACGUGGAGUCUCUGGCUCUUGAGGAGGGCUGGCGCGAAAUCUUCUUCACCAGCAAGCUGCAGCUGCAGAAGAAGAUCAGCCGCAGGAGGCUGAGGAUCGAGGAGCAACUGGGCAAACAGAUCUCCGAGGAAAGCCCAGAAACAAACCAGAGUUCUAGCUCGGAGGAAGAAUGUCAUCAGGGCCUCGUUGCCUUUGACCACAACCUCCGCUGUGGUGUUGAUCCGGACCUCAGCCCUGAGCCUGAGGCUGCCCCGGAUACCAGUCAGUGA
Messenger RNA from Limanda limanda (common dab), 711 nucleotides. It is a transcript of the gene fbxo36b, whose product is annotated as F-box protein 36b. NCBI's taxonomy places the organism in Eukaryota, Metazoa, Chordata, Actinopteri, Pleuronectiformes, Pleuronectidae. Gene Ontology annotation, molecular function: protein binding. The transcript is spliced from 4 exons. The record is from RefSeq and is a predicted model, not a curated record. The coding region runs from base 1 to 711 and encodes 236 amino acids.